Molecule: messenger RNA, 1554 nt
Organism: Carlito syrichta (Philippine tarsier)
Lineage: Eukaryota; Metazoa; Chordata; Mammalia; Primates; Tarsiidae
Gene: RBPJL
Product: recombination signal binding protein for immunoglobulin kappa J region like
Exons: 12
Coding region: 1-1554 (517 amino acids)
Biological process (GO): regulation of transcription by RNA polymerase II
Cellular component (GO): nucleus
Molecular function (GO): RNA polymerase II cis-regulatory region sequence-specific DNA binding; DNA-binding transcription activator activity, RNA polymerase II-specific
Source: RefSeq, a predicted model, not a curated record
AUGGACCCUCUGAGGACAGCAGAUCCCUCAGCACCCCCGGGCCCUUUGACUCACCUGAGCCUGCCAGGCAGCUCAGAGACGCAGCUGCAGAGCGGAGCCGACGGGCGGAGCCUCGCGGGCAGUUGGACCAGGUCAUCCCCAGAGUGUGCCAGCAUCCUGAGGGAAGGCGUGCGCAGGUGCCUGCAGCAGCGGUGUGAGCAGACAGUGCGGAUCCUGCACGCCAAGGUGGCCCAGAAAUCCUAUGGAAAUGAGAAGCGGUUCUUCUGUCCCCCGCCCUGUGUCUACCUGUCGGGUCCCGGCUGGAGGGUGAAGCCCGCGCAGGGCCAAGCUCAGCAGGGAGGGGAGACGGGGCCCACGGUCUGCGGUUACAUGGGACUGGACGGCGCGUCAGGCAGCGCCGCCGAGACGCAGAAGCUGAAUUUCGAGGAGCAGCCGGACUCCAGGGAAUUCGGUUGUGCCAAGACCCUGUACAUCUCAGACGCGGACAAGAGGAAGCACUUUCGGCUGGUGCUGCGGUUGGUGCUGCGAGGGGGCCAGGAGCUGGGCACCUUUCACAGCCGCCUCAUCAAGGUCAUCUCGAAGCCCUCGCAGAAGAAACAGUCGCUGAAAAACACCGACCUGUGCAUAUCCUCGGGCUCAAAGGUCUCCCUGUUCAACCGCCUGCGCUCCCAGACCGUAUCCACACGCUACCUCUCUGUGGAGGAUGGAGCCUUCGUAGCCAGUGCGCGACAGUGGGCCGCCUUCACCCUCCACCUGGCUGAUGAGCACUGUUCCCAGGGAGACUUCCCACCUCGAGAGGGCUAUGUCCGCUACGGCUCCCUAGUGCAGCUGGUCUGUACUGUCACUGGCAUCACACUGCCUCCUAUGAUAAUCCGCAAAGUAGCCAAACAGUAUGCGCUCCUUGAUGUGGACGAGCCCAUCUCCCAACUGCACAAGUGUGCAUUCCAGUUUCCAGGCGGUCCUCCAGGAGGGGGUGGCACCUACUUAUGCCUUGCCACGGAGAAGGUGGUGCAGUUCCAGGCCUCUCCCUGCCCUAAGGAGGCAAACCGUGCGCUGCUCAACGACAGCUCUUGCUGGACCAUCAUCGGCACCGAGUCGGUGGAAUUCUCCUUCAGCACCAGCCUGGCGUGUACGCGAGAGCCGGUCACUCCGGUGCCCCUCAUCAGCACUCUAGAGUUGAGUGGUGGGGGCGACGUGGCCACGCUGGAGCUUCACGGAGAGAACUUCCACGUGGGACUCAAGGUGUGGUUCGGGGACGUGGAGGCAGAAACCAUGUACAGGAGCCCGCGGUCCCUGGUGUGCGUGGUGCCCGACGUGGCGGCUUUUGGCAGCGACUGGCGCUGGCUGCGCACUCCCAUCACGGUGCCGGUGAGCCUGGUGCGCGCCGACGGGCUCUUCUACCCCAGUGCCUUCUCCUUCACCUACACCCCCGAAUACAGCGCCAGGCCAGGUCCCCCUGGCGCCCCGGAGCCCGCCACCGAUGCCGACGCACUCCUCGAGAGCAUCCACCACGAAUUCACGCGCACCAACUUCCACCUCUUCAUCCAGACCUAG